UGACUUGAUGCAACUUCAAGGCAGCCCACGGUCGCCACCUCGCUACCGAUAAAUUGUGGCCUGAGACGAUCCCGCUUCCGCUCGCCACUGCCCACGUCACGGUUCCGAGUCAGCUGCCCCACUUGCACUUUGUACAUCUCGAACCAGCCGCGUACUUUCCAUUCAUUGCCGCCGAUUCUCUACGGGACGUCGAGCUGUUGCCAACUCUCUCGAUGGCACCGCUACCGGCAGAGUCGCUCUUCGAAGCACUCGCGCGCUGCAACCGACUCGAGAGAUUGCGACUCCUGGCACAUUCGGUCGCCGACACAUAGUCCGCGACUGUCCACGCUGGUCAUGGACCCCACCUCCCGCUGCCGAAAGUAUUAUCCGUCGGGAUUGCAAGCAUUUCCUCAGCGCGACAAACCAUUACUGCCGUCCACGUCCCGAGCACAGCCCUGAUCGACGCGUAUUCCACUCAGGACGACAAGCCGUUCGAGCUCAAUUGUCUCGAGAUGGUGCCCGCAGAGCUGGUGCUGAAGCGGCCCUUCGACAGAGCGGUUCUCCGCCUAUCCACACGGUUCAACGACUCUUGGCAACUGGACUGCUUCGCGGACAACGUCCGUAAUUUCCACAUCUUGCUCGCUUCUAAGCAACAGCUGGGGCACAUCGGUCUAGGAGACUUCCUGCACACCAGCCAGCUCACUCAUCUCGAGGUCGUCGACCGCUCCGACGUCGAGAGACAGACCGUCACCGAUUGGGUCGCCGUCCUGGGCGCACUUCCUCUGUUGACCCACCUGGAGGUGAAAGGCGUGGACGGCCCGAACAACGUCCUUCCGGCUCUGGCUGAGCGUCCCGUCGCGCAGCCCGGCGCGUCCACCGUGUGUCCGGCGUUCAAGAGCAUGACGCUCGGCUGGGAACUGUCUGCAAGUUCCGACUCUGUGGACGGCGGGAAUGCCCCUGCCAGGAACCUCUCUGAGGCAUGUGACUUGGCGACGUACCGCGCUCGAGACGUGGAAGACCAUAUUCGAUGAAGAUGUUCCCUGAUCCAGCCUCACCUCGAGCAGCGUGGAGCCUCAGCAGCGUCUCGACUCGAGAGGCUCGAGUUCCGUGAGUACGAGCUCCCAAGAGCGCGGGAUUGGGAUGAAGGCACGGACGGGGGGAUUUGCUUGCCGCGAGUCGUCGUGAUGAUGGCAGUUCGCCAUCCCUUGCGCAGCUUCGGAAAGUUGUGGGUGGACCGGUCAUGUAUGAAGGGUAUCUGUUACUAGAUGCUAGCGCUUCGGUUUGAAUGGUGUUGGUCGGUUUCACACACUAUAUGCUUCAGUCAGAGCAAGCGCAAUGUGGUACUGAUGUAUAAAACAGCACUUUCUUUCGG
Messenger RNA from Dichomitus squalens LYAD-421 SS1, 1351 nucleotides. RefSeq lists its product as uncharacterized. Bases 492 to 1010 code for a protein of 172 amino acids. The transcript is spliced from 2 exons. The record is from RefSeq and is a predicted model, not a curated record. NCBI's taxonomy places the organism in Eukaryota, Fungi, Basidiomycota, Agaricomycetes, Polyporales, Polyporaceae.